AUGAGUAGAGAGGUACCUACCGUCGUGGCAGCAACGCGACACAAGCAGCACGCAACAUCAAUGACGUUUACGGAGCUAACACUACAAACCAACGUACCAUCUGAUUGGUUUGCUCGCUUCCGUUCUAGAAACGACCUUAAAAAUGAACCUCGCGGUCGUCCGAAGACUUUGGUCGAGAAUGACGAAUUAAAGGCGAUUGUGGAAGCUAUCGUGGACGCAAUCUACGGCUGA
Spodoptera littoralis (African cotton leafworm) is the source of this 231-nucleotide messenger RNA. The record is from the annotation of a GenBank genome assembly. NCBI's taxonomy places the organism in Eukaryota, Metazoa, Arthropoda, Insecta, Lepidoptera, Noctuidae.